Drosophila serrata is the source of this 3641-nucleotide messenger RNA. It is a transcript of the gene Pdk1, whose product is annotated as Phosphoinositide-dependent kinase 1. The record is from RefSeq and is a predicted model, not a curated record. Gene Ontology annotation, biological process: intracellular signal transduction; peptidyl-serine phosphorylation. Gene Ontology annotation, molecular function: ATP binding; protein serine/threonine kinase activity. NCBI's taxonomy places the organism in Eukaryota, Metazoa, Arthropoda, Insecta, Diptera, Drosophilidae.
CAAACUUCGCUCGGUUCGGUUGGGAGAACGGACGACGAAAAAAAUAAGUCGCAACUAAAAACACAACACUUGGUUUCCUUCGUCUGCUUUCAGCGCGCGCAAAUAAGGAAAAGCGAGCGUCUUUGUUUCGUGUUUUGUUUUUUCUAACCGAGUGUACGUUCUGCGGUCGCUUGUGUGCGUGUGCGUACGCACUGAAACUACGAUUAAAAGGCAAGAAAAUCAAAACAAUUGUCGCUGAAGUGAAACCACAAGUGAAUAAAAGAAAAACAGUUGCAAAAAUAUUAACGGCAACAAGCAAAACAGAUAAUUACUGACGAAAAAUAUGAGUGAAGAGUAAAGCAAUCUGGUAUUUACCGUUGCCUUUCGCCAUCUCUCCACCAAGCCGUCUCCUUCUUCUUCGGGAGGAGACUUUCCGGCCUACCCAUGAAAUGCAAAAGCUGGUCAAAUAAAUUCAACAACUUUGUUGUGCGCAGACUAAAAUCCAUCAAGAUUAACAGUACACAGCAGCAGCAGCUCCUUCAAUCUCCCAGCGGCGCCAGUAGCAUUGCAGCGGCCGCUGUUGUCUCAGUUUCUGUUGCAGCAGCCUCGAGCAGCAGCAGCAGCACCGCUACCAGCACAGACUGCCCUGAUAGCGGCAGCAGCAGCAGCAAUAAUACCUGUUACAACACCAUUGAGCUGCAGCAACAACAGUUCAACAUUGCUGCCUCGACAGCAACUCCGGCGACAGCGGCAACAAUGCCGGCUAUGGCCAAGGAGAAAGCCUCAGCUCCAGUGUCCUUGAACGAGUCCAAUUUGCGGGAUAUCAAGGAUAUAAAGGAUUUAGUUAUGGCUUCUACGGCUGCGGCGACUGCUCGCUUGCAUGACCCGCAGCAGCAACGACAGCACACCUGCGGCUGUGGAACAGUUUCGGUCCCCACCGAAAAUAACAAUAACAGUCGCUACGGCAGCAGCAACAAGUAUCUGACAAAUGGCCACACUUCGCCUUUGGCGGCGGCAGUUGCUAGCAACAGUUCGUCGGUGGCCACGACGCCGCAGUGCAGCAAGCUGUGCUGUCUACAGCAGUACCAGUAUGGUAUGAACACACUGUUGACCAUGCAGAAGGCCUUUAAGCAGCAGGUGAAGCAGUUUAAUGAGCAACUUAAUCAGCAGCAGCAACAACAGCAGCAGCAGCAGCAACAACAACAACAGGAACAACAACAGGAACAACAACAACAACAACAGCAGCAGCAGCAGCAGCAGCAGCAAAAGUCUGUAAAUCCUGCCCCAAGAAGGUCACCAAACGAUUUCAUCUUUGGACGUUACAUCGGCGAAGGCAGCUUUAGCAUAGUUUACCUGGCAGUGGACAUUCAUUCACGCCGAGAGUAUGCAAUUAAAGUUUGCGAAAAGCGGCUAAUCCUCCGCGAAUGUAAGCAGGACUACAUUAAGCGGGAGCGUGAGGUGAUGCACAUGAUGACCAAUGUGCCUGGAUUUGUCGACCUGUCCUGUACGUUCCAGGAUCAGCGCUCCCUCUACUUUGUGAUGACCUACGCCCGUAAGGGUGACCUGCUACCCUACAUCAAUCGCGUUGGUAGCUUUGAUGUUGCCUGUACUCAACACUAUGCGGCGGAGCUGCUACUGGCCUGCGAGCAGAUGCAUCGCCGCAAUGUCGUGCAUCGCGACCUCAAGCCCGAGAACAUCCUGCUGGACGAGGACAUGCACACUUUGAUCGCUGACUUUGGCUCUGCCAAGGUAAUGACGCACGACGAACGCCUGCUGGCCGCCGAGCAUUGCUCGGACCAGCGGCGCAGUCAGUCGGACGAGGAUGACGAGGAGGACAGCGAUCGGCUGGACAAUGAGGAUGAUGAGUACUAUGACCGGUACUCGGAAGGGCUGGACGAAGGCGAUGUGGAUGUUCGUCAGCAGCAGCAGGCACACAACCAGGACGAGAUGGACUCGCCGUGUCUGCGCCAGAGGCGUUACAAUCGUAGACGCAAGAACAGCUUCGUCGGCACCGCCCAGUACGUUUCACCGGAGGUGCUUCAAAAUGGACCCAUCACACCGGCAGCUGACCUUUGGGCCCUGGGCUGCAUUGUUUACCAGAUGAUCUCUGGUUUGCCGCCAUUCCGCGGAAGCAACGACUACGUCAUUUUUAAGGAAAUCCUCGACUGUGCGGUAGACUUUCCGCAGGGCUUCGAUAAGGACGCCGAGGAUCUGGUGCGUAAGCUCCUGCAGAUUGAUCCGCGUAAUCGCUUGGGAGCCCAGGACGAGUUCGGCUACUACGAGAGUAUUCGCGCUCAUCCCUUCUUCGCUGGCAUUGACUGGGAUACGGUGCGCCAAAAGACCCCUCCACCCAUUUAUCCUUACUUGCCGGGCGUCAGUCAGGACGAGGACUUUCGCUCCAGCUACUACAGUGUGCCCGGUGACUUGGAGCCUGGUCUGGAUGAACGUCAAAUCUCGCGACUGCUCAGCGCCGAACUGGGCGUGGGCAGCAGCGUUGCAAUGCCCGCUAAACGUUCGACAGCAAAGAAUUCCUUUGACCUGAGCGAUAGCGACAAGCUUCAGCGACUGGAGCAGCAAAAGACUGACAAGUGGCAUGUGUUUGCUGACGGAGAGGUUAUCCUGAAGAAGGGCUUCGUAAACAAGCGCAAGGGUCUGUUUGCCCGGAAGCGUAUGCUCCUGCUGACCACCGGACCCCGGCUCAUCUACAUUGAUCCCGUGCAGAUGAUCAAAAAGGGCGAGAUCCCCUGGAGUCCCGAGCUAAGGGCCGAGUACAAGAACUUUAAGAUUUUCUUUGUUCACACACCAAAUCGCACCUACUACCUGGACGAUCCCGAGGGCUUUGCCAUUCACUGGUCAGAGGCCAUUGAAAAUAUGCGCAAGCUGACCUACGGCGAUCCCAACACCAACUCCUCUAUCUCAGCACCAUCCUGCUCAAACGGCAGCAGCAAUAGUUUGGCUGUCGCCAACUCGAAUUCCUCCUCCGUCGCAGCAGCCGCCGCCUCCUCGAGCAGCUCACCAACAGUGCGACGCAGCUCGCCGGUUAGCAGUAGAAGCAGAACAGGGACGUCGCCGAACAAGAAGACGGCGUCCAAGUGAAUGUAACUCUAGUUUUAGCGAAAAGUGAAAUUAAAUCCUAAUUUAAUCGAAAAUUAGUUCAAAAGACGAAGGCGUAGCAGUAGUAGUAGGACUAUGACUAUGACUAGGAUAAGAGUAAAAGAAGGAAAUCUAGUGCUAAUUAGAACCCAAUUUUCUGUUUAUCGUUUAUAAAUUGUGCUUCGAGCUGAGAAUACAUAUACUAAUAUAAUGCUAAGUAAAUCCAAUUUAAAAACUAAAUUAAUUAUUUAUAUUAUCAGCAUAAAGAAAUAAAUGAAAAUAUAUUCGUAUCUAGUGCUUAGUUAGUCACAAUUUAACAUAAACCUAAACUAAUUAUCAUUAUAAAAAAAAAGAAGAGAUAAUGCGAGAGCCAAGUCGUAUUAAAUUUUGUGAAUUAGUAGGAAAAGUGUGUGAAAAACUAUAAUAUAUUAUAUUGCGUAUAAUUUAUGUGUGUUUAUAUGCAGUGGCUCGCAGCUGAUUUCGGGAAGUGAGGAAACAAAGAUUUUUUAAAAGGGCCUAUUGGCUAAGCGAUUAAAGAUUACAAAAAAAAAAAAAAAAAAAAAAUUAAG